Messenger RNA from Tilletiaria anomala UBC 951, 1900 nucleotides. RefSeq lists its product as uncharacterized. Gene Ontology annotation, biological process: transport. The transcript has 2 exons. NCBI's taxonomy places the organism in Eukaryota, Fungi, Basidiomycota, Exobasidiomycetes, Georgefischeriales, Tilletiariaceae. Gene Ontology annotation, molecular function: transmembrane transporter activity. The record is from RefSeq and is a predicted model, not a curated record. The coding region runs from base 162 to 1562 and encodes 466 amino acids.
CCUCACUCACCCACUUUACUGUAUAAGCUGGCAUCAGCGAUUCGUCUUCUCGGCGCCCCGCCCCCCUUUGUCGCUUGUUCGUUCCGACUCGACGCUGUUCGCACACACCCGCGCCACUACUGUAGACAAUUACUUGCUCAUCCAACAGCCGCAGCGCAGUCAUGCUUGGCAUCAUCAUCGACGCCAUCGCGGUCCUCUUUGUCAUCAUCUUCUCCAUUGCCCUCGGCCUCGGCAUCUCGCAGCCGUUCCAGGGCGCGCUGAUCCGUCUGCGCGCCAACUAUCUCCCCAAGGCUGUCUCGCUGGACAACGUCCUCGAGGAUGGCGCGGCUUCAUCCCGCCACGCCUUUGCCGAGUUCAUCCAGUCGAGCGAAGCUAAGAGCGCGGCCAAGAUCGGCCCCGUCGUCCCCGGCAUCUUCGCGAUGAUGCGCCGCACAAAGCGGCUCGAGGGGUGGGCUGGGCUGUACAAAGGAUCCGUACCCACAGUCAUACAACUCGUCUGGCUGUGGAUCAUCACGUGGGUUGUCUUUGACAGCACAUCGAGCGGCUUCGGAGGAUCGUAUAGGGCUGCGCCCGCUGGUCCCGGCAACUUUGCUUUCUGGGGUAACUUGGUCUUCAUGCUCCUCUUGUCCUUUGCCGCUCUUCCGCUCAAUGUUAUCUCCUUUAGAGUCAUCGUUCACCCCCGCAUUCUUCCGCUCAAUAAGCCAAUGGCAAAUCUGCAAGAGAUCCUCUCCUACUCGGAGCUGCGCAACCCGCUGAAGCUCUACACUAUUCCCGGCUUGGCGACGGCCACCGUCCUGCACAUCGGCUGGAUUGGAAUUGCGACGCGCAUCAUGCGCCACCUCUUGGUCCCCAUGCUUGGUGGGCUGGACGUGCCGGAGCCAAUCAAACCGGGUGAGACGACAUUCUCUGGUCCGACGAGCGACACGAAAAAGUACUCGACGAUCGGACUGGUCAUGUUCUUCCUCUGGAACCUCGCCAGCCUUCCAGUCCUCGCACCGAUCGAGUGCGCCAUGGUCCGCCUCAGCACGCAGCGCCCCGAGAAGCAAAAUCCGCUGCAUCUGGCGUAUGCCAAGCCAGCGUCGACGCUAAACAGCUACAGCCACCAGGCGAGCGUACCUGCUCAGACGAGCCCGCAAGCUACUGCGGCCGAAACGGACAUGCCGAGCCGCACGUCGUUCGCUAUCGAAGAUCAGGAAGAGGCAGAGGAGGCUGCUGGAAAUGCCUUUGCUUCUGAGCCUCUGAACCCACAAUCCGCGAGCGCAAACGCGAACGCAACUCCGGCUCCAGUUUCAGCGCCUACGCCAGCUCCACCUCGCUACUUGCCAACCAUCUCGCGCGAGCCCGCGGAGCCAGUCAUCGCGCUGCGACCCUGUGACGAGGCCGACUCAGCCGAGGAGGCCGCGCGCCUGGAGCGCGAAGGUGGGUUCGGCGCGCCGGUCGUGUCGCGUUACACGGGCCUGGUGGACUGCCUGCGCAAGAUGCGCGACGAGGAAGGCAUCGAGAGUCUUGGUCGCGGCUGGUGGGUUACGCUGAACGGUCUACUCAUUGCGAGCUUUUCGUAGUGGAUGCGGGAUCAAGGGAAGAUGAGGUGAUGCAAGGAGGAAAGGUGGGAAGGAUGCUUGUGCGCCUGCUUGGCCGCGCCAUGCAUCGGAGAGCAGCGCCCGGCUCGUGCCCAAGGAAGACAUAGCCCAGGCAAGCCUGCAACUCUGGCAAUGCUGCCAAGCACGCGCCCAUCCAUUAGUUUUCAGCGGUUGACCAGACCUGCUUCAAGUCAUCUAGGAUGGAGCUGUGAGACAGUUCUCUUUUCUUUUCCAGCCAUUGUAAUGUACCGAUCACGUUCUUCAAGAUCGACUAUCGUCGAGUGUUCCCUGCAAUACAUGUGAGCGCUGCUGAUGAGCAU